GACCCAUCCGGCGCCAUCUUGUCUUGUUCAUGAAGAAGUAGAAGCAUCGAAAGGUUGGAGAGAAUUACAGGAACGGUGGCGACAGCGGUAUUCCGGAACCGGAGCGGGAACUUAAAGGAUGUGGGAUCAAGGAGGACAGCCUUGGCAGCAAUGGCCCUUGAACCAGCAACAGUGGAUGCAGUCAUUUCAGCACCAGCAAGAUCCAAGCCAGAUUGACUGGGCUGCUUUGGCCCAAGCUUGGAUUGCACAAAGAGAAGCCUCAGGACAGCAAAGCAUCGUAGAACAACCACCAGGGAUGAUGCCAAAUGGACAGGAUAUGUCUGCAAUAGAGUCUGGUCCAAAUAAUCACGGCAGUUUUCAAGGGGAUUCAAAUUUUAACAGAAUGUGGCAACCAGAAUGGGGACUGCAUCAGCAGCCCCCACACCCCCCUCCAGAUCAGCCAUGGAUGCCUCCCGCGCCAGGCCCAAUGGAUAUUGUUCCUCCUUCUGAAGACAGCAACAGUCAGGACAGUGGGGAGUUUGCCCCUGACAACAGGCAUAUAUUUAACCAGAACAAUCACAACUUUGGUGGACCACCAGAUAAUUUUGCAGUGGGGCCAGUGAACCAGUUUGACUAUCAGCAUGGGGCUGCUUUUGGUCCACCACAAGGUGGAUUUCAUCCUCCUUAUUGGCAACCAGGACCUCCAGGACCUCCAGCGCCUGCCCAGAACCGAAGAGAGCGUCCACCGUCCUUCCGGGACCGGCAGCGCUCCCCUAUUGCACUGCCCGUGAAGCAGGAGCCUCCACAAAUUGAUGCAGUAAAACGCAGGACUCUUCCAGCCUGGAUACGUGAAGGCUUGGAGAAGAUGGAACGUGAAAAGCAGAAGAAAUUAGAGAAAGAAAGAAUGGAACAACAGCGAUCACAAUUGUCAAAAAAAGAAAAGAAGGCCCCCGAAGAUGCUGAAGGAGGGGAUGGUCCUCGUCUACCCCAGAGAAGUAAAUUUGAUAGUGAUGAAGAGGAUGAAGAUGCUGAAAACCUGGAGGCGGUGAGCAGUGGGAAAGUCACGAGAAGUCCGUCUCCAGCUCCCCAGGAGGAGCACAGUGAGCCAGAGAUGAGUGAAGAGGAGAAGGAGUACCAGAUGAUGUUGUUGACAAAAAUGCUUCUAACUGAAAUUCUUCUGGAUGUCACAGAUGAAGAAAUUUAUUAUGUAGCUAAAGAUGCACAUCGGAAAGCAACGAAAGCUCCUGCAAAGCAGCUGGCACAGUCCAGUGCACUGGCCUCCCUCACCGGCCUUGGCGGACUGGGUGGUUAUGGAUCAGGAGACAGUGAAGAUGAGAGGAGUGACAGAGGUUCUGAAUCAUCCGAUACUGAUGAUGAAGAGUUACGGCACCGAAUCCGGCAAAAACAAGAAGCUUUUUGGAGAAAAGAGAAAGAACAGCAGCUGUUACAAGAUAAACAGAUGGAAGAAGAAAAGCAACAAACAGAAAGGGUUACAAAAGAGACGAAUGAAUUUAUUCACAGAGAGCAAAAUAGUUUAUCACUUCUAGAAGCAAGCGAAGCAGACGGUGAUGCGGUUAAUGAAAAGAAAAGAACUCCAAAUGAAGCUCCGUCAGUUUUAGAGCCCAAAAGAGAGCAUAAAGGGAAGGAGAAGGAGCGGAGGAGUAGGUCAGGCAGCAGCAGUAGCGGCAGCUCCAGUAGCAACAGCAGGACUAGCAGCAGUAGCAGCUCCGUCUCCAGCUCUUCCUACAGCUCCAGCUCAGGCAGCAGCUGCACGUCCUCGCGCUCCUCCUCUCCUAAGAGGAAAAAGAGACACAGUAGGAGCAGGUCUCCCACAGUGAAAGCCAGGCGGAGCAGGAGCAGGAGCUACUCUCGCAGAAUUAAAAUAGACAGCAGGACUAGGGUGAAGCUGAGAGAUAGGAGGAGAUCUAAUAGAAGUAGCAUUGAAAGACGAAGAAACCGGAGCCCUUCCAGAGACAGACGUAGAAGCAGAAGUCGCUCAAGGGAUAGACGAACCAAUCGUUCCAGUCGCAGUAGGAGUCGAGAUAGGCGUAAAAUUGAGGAUCCACGUGGAAAUCUUAGUGGGAACAGUCAUAAGCAUAAAGGUGAGGCUAAAGAACAAGACAGGAAGAAGGAGAGGAGUCGAAGUAUAGAUAAAGACAGGAGGAAGAAAGACAAGGAGAGGGACCGUGAGCAGGAUAAAAGAAAAGAAAAACAGAAAAGGGAAGAAAAGGAUUUUAAAUUCAGUAGUCAGGAUGAUCGCUUAAAAAGGAAGCGAGAAAGUGAGAGAACUUUCUGUAGGAGUGGUUCUAUCUCUGUUAAAGUCAUAAGACACGACUCUAGACAGGAUAGUAAGAAAAAUGCUACCAAAGAUAGUAAAAAGCACUCAGGUUCUGAUUCUAGCGGAAGGAGCAGUUCUGAAUCCCCCGGAAGUAGCAAAGGAAAGAAGGCUAAGAGGCCUAAAGAUAGCCGGUCGCGCUCCGUGGAGAAACCUCAAAGGUCUGGUAAGAAGGCAAGCCGCAAACACAAGUCUAAGUCCCGAUCAAGAUCAACAACCCCUCCCCGUCGUAAGCGCUGAGGAAUGAUGUGGCAAGAAUGCCAUGAUGCUGUUUUUAAAAAUUCCAUGAGUUUAAGGGCUUGUCUCAUUAUAGAGGCACAUUGUGGCUGUGUAGGUGAAACCAGAUUUUUUUUUUUAAUUGUGUAAAUAGGUGUCUUUUUCCAAAUGCUGCUUCAAGUUACUUAAUAGGAUUUCUUUGUAUUACAUUUUUUUCAAGAAAUAGUACUUAAUAAGACUAUAAAUAUGCCAUUCUCUUUCAGCUGUAAUGUUCUCAAAAUUAUUCUUGAAUGUACUGUGAUGUCAAUAAAGCUCUUUAGUUCAUUUUUGUUAAA
Apodemus sylvaticus (European woodmouse) is the source of this 2865-nucleotide messenger RNA. It is a transcript of the gene Pnisr, whose product is annotated as PNN interacting serine and arginine rich protein. Gene Ontology annotation, molecular function: RNA binding. Lineage: Eukaryota; Metazoa; Chordata; Mammalia; Rodentia; Muridae. Gene Ontology annotation, cellular component: presynaptic active zone; nuclear speck. The record is from RefSeq and is a predicted model, not a curated record. The coding region runs from base 119 to 2554 and encodes 811 amino acids. The transcript is spliced from 12 exons.